Mustela lutreola (European mink) is the source of this 2835-nucleotide messenger RNA. RefSeq lists its product as uncharacterized. The transcript has 7 exons. The record is from RefSeq and is a predicted model, not a curated record. Gene Ontology annotation, biological process: exocytosis; vesicle fusion. Gene Ontology annotation, cellular component: membrane; SNARE complex. The coding region runs from base 56 to 700 and encodes 214 amino acids. Gene Ontology annotation, molecular function: SNARE binding; SNAP receptor activity. Lineage: Eukaryota; Metazoa; Chordata; Mammalia; Carnivora; Mustelidae.
CCCGAGGCCGGCCGGGCGGUUGGGGCGGGCCGCAGCCGUCCUUCCCGCGCGCGCCAUGACGAUCACCUACAGCUGUGUCGCUAACGGCCGCGCGGUCCUCGCCGAGCUGGCCCUGACCGGCGGCUCCUAUCAGGAAGCAGUGGCCACCGUGCUUAAACUAGUGCUUCUUAGAGCAGAGCCGAAGACCAUAAUGCAGAUGGGAAGCUUUGUCUACCAUACUCUCUUUAUUGAUGGAAUCACUUACCUAUGUGCUACAGACAAUGCCUUGGAUACCAUAACACCAUCUGCAUUUCUUAAAAACGUUAGUGAUACUUUUCUGAGAAAUCCUUUGAUGUCGCAAGAACAUUUUUCUCCUUCAAAUGCAGUUGCUGCAGAUUUUCAACAAGUAUUAGGAAAGUAUAUGAUGAAAUACAAUAAAAAUCAAGACAAUACCCCGAUAUCUACACUGAGGAGUCAAGUAACUGAUGUAAAAAAUAUUAUGUCCCAAAACAUUGAUGAAAUUUUGGAAAGUGAAAACAGAUUGAGUAUCUUCACUGAUAGAACCAAUGAUCUCCAGACAACUGCCGAAGAAUCCCAAAACACGAGUAAGGCUCUUAGGAGGAUGUGGUGGAAACACUUCAGAAAAGUCAUCAUCAUCACUGUGGCCCUUCUCCUCUCCAUCAUCAUCAUUCUUCUAAGUACGAAAGUGAUACCGCCCUGACCCCUUUCCUCCCCGGACCAGCAAUCACCAAUAAAUGGUCACGCGUAAACAGAGGGGUCCAUGACCAGCGACUGCGAAAGUAUCCUCUGGCGCAGGAAGCCUGCAGGGCGCGGGGCGUGGACAUGCGGCCUCGCGUCUCGUCGCUGCUGCAGUCCCAUGUGCCGUCCCCACUUCCAGCUACUUCCCGGCCUCUUGCCCCUUCAUCAAGACGAGGAGCACAACCCGUGGAGUCACAUCCUGAAGCUUGACCCUCCACUCGGCCACAUACCAGCUGGGUGACUCUGGACCAGUUAUUUAACCUGUGCUCUUGUCUCCUCAUCUGUGAAAUGGAGCGGACAGCAAUACUGCGUAGCACUUUAUCUACCACAUAGUCAGCGCCGAGCGUUAACUAUUACUUCCUAGGGAAAAAAAUGAUUGCGUUUGUGGCAUUAAAUCUCUAUUAUCUUACUUCCUAGGAAAAAAAUGACUGUGAACUUCUAAUUUCCUUAGAAACAGGAGCCUUAACACGAGUGCACAGUCCAGAAACAGACAUUCAUCUCUUCUCCAUAUUCUUUCAUUUGAAAUGACAGCUCAAGACAUUGUUCUAUACUAGACAUUUCCUUGGAUAAAAAUUUUUAAAUUACAAAGCUGUACUAUUUCCCUAGGAAGUCACAAGUCCUAUUUUACCACCCUAACAGCCGCUGUCUUUCCCCACAUGAUACACUUCAUCCAAUAACCUCAAAUCACUAAGAUUUCUAACAACCAAAGCAUCUAACUUCAAUUUGCGGUUGUUAACACUUCAUGAGUUGUAUCUCCUAAGAAGGAACUUGAAGUGUUAAGUUGGUUUUAAAAAUCACUUCUUGGGGGGGGGGGGGGGGGGGGGGCACCUGGGUAUCUCAUUCAUUAAGUGUCUGCUUGAGUCAUGAUCCCAGGGUCCUCGGAUCCAGCCCCACAUCCUGCUCCCUGCUUGGCAGGGAGCCUGCUUCUCCCUCUGUCUGAUGCUCCCCCUACUUGUGCUCACUCUUUGUCAAAUAAAUAAAAUCUUUAAAAAAAAAAUUUAUGGGGGCGCCUGGGUGGCUCAGUUGGUUAAGCAUCUGCAUUCAGCUCACGUCAUGAUCUUGGGGUCCUGGGGUUGGUCAAGCCCCACAUCAACCGCUGCUUCUCCCCUUCCCUCCGCUCCUCCUCUGCUGUGCUCGCUUCUCACAAAUAAAUAAAAUCUUUUAAAAAAAUAAAAAUUAAAAAUAAAAUAAAAAUCAUUUACUGAUCCAUAGGGAAGAAUAAAAGAACAGGGGUUCCUAUCUGCUAAAUAACUCAUUUUAAUUCUGAUAAUGAUCAAGUAUCAGCAUUUUUUUAAAAGGAUUUUUAUUUAUUUAUUUGACAGAGCACAAGCAGGGUAAGUGGCAGGCAGAGGGAGAGGGAGCAGCAGACCCCACACCGCCAAGCUGAGCAAGGAGCCUGACACAGGACUCCAUCCCAGGAUCCCAGAUCAUGACCUGAGCCAAGGGCAGACCUUUAACUGAGCCACCCGGGCGCCCAAGUAUCCGCACUUUAAUUAGGCACCAAGCUUGUUCCUCCAGCAGAAUAUGAACCUUUCCAUUCACAAAAUACUUUUUAUAGGAUUUUUAAUGUUAGAAACUUUAGAGUUUCUGUAAUUUAUAUCCAGGGGGAAAAAUAGGUGAUAUAUUGAACAUGUACUCUGAUACUUUGGGCAAGAAGUCUCUCAUUAGGGGCGCCGGGGAGGCUCAGUGGGUUAAGGCCCCUGCCUUCAGCUCAGGUUAUGAUCUCGGGGUCCUGAGAUUGAGCCCCGCAUCGGGCUCUCUGCUCAGCGGGGAAGCCUGCUUCCUCCUGUCUCUCUCUGCCUCUCUGCCUACUUGUGAUCUCUGUCAAAUAAAUAAAAAUAAAAAUAAAAAUCUUAAAAAAAGAAGUCCCUCGUUAAUUUUACAAUGACAUAAAGAGGUAGAAACUAUUAAAUAUAAUGUAAGGCACAUAGAACAGUGGCUGUCAAAGAAGUGCUAGGUAAAUGUUUGUUCGCCAUCUAUUUGGCAGAUGAGAAAGUUGCCAAGCUAAAUGCCAUGUUCAGGGUCACAGAGCUAGAAAGCUGAAGAUGUCACUUAUUCAAGUACCAGCUGUGCAUAUAUGAAACCCUUACCUUGAAC